This is a messenger RNA of Cryptomeria japonica (Japanese cedar), 1277 nucleotides long. RefSeq lists its product as uncharacterized. The record is from RefSeq and is a predicted model, not a curated record. Bases 180 to 881 code for a protein of 233 amino acids. The transcript has 11 exons. Lineage: Eukaryota; Viridiplantae; Streptophyta; Pinopsida; Cupressales; Cupressaceae.
GUUUGAAUUUCCGUUAUCUUUGGGAGCUUUCUUGUUUUUUUCAUUUUAACGAAGAAUUGUGCUCGCAGCCGGAGUCGAACCGUUGUUCUGCUGCGAUUCGUCUCGCCGGCCAUUUUGCGUUGCAGGUCUCCUACAUUUCUGUCGCAAAGGCCGUUUCAGCAACGCACAUUUUACAGGAAAUGGAAGAUUGGGAACUUCAAAGAUGUUGCAAUCAUGAUCAAGUCAUCUAUAUUGCGACUAUUGGUGCCUUCAUUUUUGUGAUUCUUGCUCUUUGGAGGACACCAUUAUUGACUCCUUUUAAGCUCAUAACUGUGUUUCUUCAUGAAGCAAGCCAUGCAAUUGCUUGCAAACUUACUUGUGGCCAUGUUGAUGGUAUUAAAGUUCAUGCAGAUGAAGGUGGCGUGACACAGACACGAGGUGGAGUGUAUUGGGUGAUUCUACCUGCUGGAUAUCUUGGUUCGUCUUUCUGGGGAAUGGUUCUUGUUCUUGCAUCAACAAAUCUAGUAACAGCAAGAAUUGCAGCUGCUUGCCUUGCAGUUGCACUUCUUGUUGUGCUUUUUAUUGCUAAAAAUUGGCUUCUUCGAGGCCUAUGUAUUGGUUUUAUUAUUUUCCUUGCAAUAAUAUGGAUUUUGCAAGAAAAAACAGAAGUUCAUAUACUUCGAUAUGUCAUCUUAUUCAUAGGUGUAAUGAACAGUUUGUUCUCUGUUUAUGAUAUCUAUGACGACCUGAUAUCAAGGAGAGUUAACUCAAGUGAUGCGGAGAAAUUUGCUGAGAUUUGUCCUUGCCCUUGCAAUGGAAUGGCCUGGGGAGUGAUAUGGGGAUUCAUAUCGUUUAUAUUUCUUUGUGCAUCGGUAUAUCUUGGUCUAGUCAUCUUGUCUUGAGGUUUUUCAGGAAGAAGUUUACAAGUCCUGAAUUUCUUGGCAAAGAAAACAAGGACAACUGAAGGUUAAAGCGAAAGACAUUUUCCCAAAGCUUUGAAGCCUCUGAAUUACUGCUUCAGUGUAUUCUAUUAGGUUGUAGAGUUUGUUCUUAGUAAUUCUUUGUUAGAAGAAAUCAUUCAUAAUGGAUAUUUAUUAAUUGUACUUGGUCCCUACUGGUCAUGCGUGCUUGCUUGAAGAGAUUCUGUAAUUUUAAGGGGAACGCAAUUAUUUUUUUACUAUAAACUAAUAUAAUAGAUGGGAAGCAUAGUUGACUAGUGGGAUUCAGAAGUGCGACAUGCUGUUAGAUGGUGGCAAUUGCUGUCUUGAUUAUUUAUGCAAUUUGAGUUUUUGAAUGAA